Messenger RNA from Malassezia vespertilionis, 630 nucleotides. RefSeq lists its product as uncharacterized. NCBI's taxonomy places the organism in Eukaryota, Fungi, Basidiomycota, Malasseziomycetes, Malasseziales, Malasseziaceae. The transcript is spliced from 3 exons. Gene Ontology annotation, cellular component: proteasome regulatory particle, lid subcomplex; proteasome complex. Bases 1 to 630 code for a protein of 209 amino acids. The record is from RefSeq and is a predicted model, not a curated record. Gene Ontology annotation, biological process: double-strand break repair via homologous recombination; mRNA export from nucleus; proteasome assembly.
AUGUCUGGGCCAGAUAAUGCAAAACCGGAAACUGGAAAUGCGUCCAGCGCACAGCAGCAAGAUACCACUGAGAAGGUGAAUGUUCCGUCGCUUGGCGCGCUGGACGAGGACGACGAAUUUGAGGAAUUUGAGUCGGCAGACUGGCCUGAACAGGAUACUGUGCUGCGUGGGGUCCAGACCGGGGAUGCUGGCGCUGCAUCGGUGGCCCUGGAUAUGAGUGGCUCUGCGCGCUCCGGGGGCGACCAUCUGUGGGAAGAUAACUGGGACGAUGACGAUAUCGAGGACGAGUUCAGCGUUGCACUACGUCACGUGCUCACGGAGACUGGAUCGCCCAAGCGCACCUCGCUCUUUGCGCCGCGCUUUAUGUCGGCCAAUCAAGAUAUUUCCGAGUACGAGCACGGCAGCGAGCUCCGCACCGAGCAGCGCGAGGCCGAGGGAGAAGAUGCAGAACUUGUCGCAAUGAAGCAGCGCGUUGCAGAGAUGGAAGCGGAAGCUGCAUCGUUGCGCGAACUGAACGAAGCCGUGGAUGAGAACAACGGCGUGAGCGCCGCAGAUGCGUUUCCGUCCGAACAGGAAAAGGUCGAGAUUGAUGCACGGAGUGUAUAUGUCGGAAAUGUACGUGCUCUAUAA